UCAUUCAACCUCCGAAAUAAAAAAAUAAAAAAGAAUUAUUGGCAACGCACAGGGAGAAGAAGAGGUCAAAUGUGCCUCGAAGAUUUGAGAAAAAGUCCAGUGACGAUAUACCGCUGACGAGAAGGCCCCUUCUUCUACAGGUGAAGAGAUGCUGCAGCCACGGGCAUGGAAGCUGCGUUUUGUAAACUCGCCACCACCGAUGAUAUUUACGUUUUCCAGGAUCGAGGCGGAGGACGGUUCUCCGAUAGCAAUCGAGCUCCUCGAUGCCGCCACAAACGCUCGAGUCACCUCCGAGUUGCGGCUCGAGAUCGUAGCGCUGAACGCUGAUAUCGCCGAGGAAAGCUUCACCACCACCGAGGAGUUUAACAGGAAUAUUCUCCGACCACGGGAAGGGAAACCACCAUUGCUCGUCGGAGACCUGACCGUGACGCUUAAAGACGGGGUCGGAGUAGUCAACGGCGACGUCACUUUCACAGAAAAUUCGAGAUGGACGAGAUGCAGGAUGUUCCGAUUAGGUGCUAAAGUUACACAACAAGGAGGAGUUGCGGAGGCCAUAAGUAGAGCGUUCGUGUGCAGAGAUCGUCCAGGAGGAGAAUGUGAAUACGACAUGACCAAACACGGAGUUAAAGAAUCAUCUUCACCGGGCGGCGGCAAUCAACAACAGAAGCAGAGACGCCAGCUUCAGAUCCGUGGUCAUCGUCCUUCACCUCUCAGCGUUAACAAAGACUCCCACGUGAUUAAGAAACCUCCCACGUUAACUCCGCGAGAGCCGGUGGUUGUCUCGCCCAAGGUCGUACACACCACCAUGAGUGAUUUCAGGAGCGUCGUCCACCGACUCACCGGGGCUAACAACUCUGUUUCCGAACUGCAAUUUUCUGCAUCAUCCCCCUCUACUGAUUAUGAAGUCAUAGUCAUAUACAGGAGAGGUGACAUAACCAAUGAUGCUUUUGUUAAGGUCGUCCAGCGACUCACCGGGAUUCCUAACUCUGCCUCUCUGCCUCUUAACUCAUACGUUGAAAUUGAAAAAGGGUCCUCAAAGGAUCUGCAAGACACUGAACUAAGCACAUCCGCCAUUGGGGAAUAUGAUGUCGUAAUCAGAUACAUGAGAGGUUGCAUAAGCAAAGGCGAUUUCACCAGCCAUCUUCGUGCUGCCCUCUGCCGGAGAGGGGUUUCUGUCCGCCAAGACAUCGAUGAAGUGGACGCAGUUCCUGAAUGUAGGGUUUUGAUCAUAUUCUUAACCAGCACAUACGUCCCUUCCAACCUGGUAAACAUUGUUGAACAGCAAAGUAAAAAGCCUCGAGUGGUUUACCCGAUUUUUUAUGGAAUUUCACCAUCUGAUUUGAUCACUAAUAGCGAGUAUUAUGAGAGUUUUUCCCUCCAAGACGAGCCAAAACGAUGGCAGGCUGCUUUGGAGAAAAUAACUCAGAUGCAUGGCUACAUAUUGACUACAGAUAAGUCCGAGUCUGACUUCAUAGACGAGAUUGUCAAUGAUGCUUUGGAGGUGCUACGUUCCAACUAUAAGAAGAAUAUUAUUGGGAUGGAUACGCAGAUAAAGGAGAUCUUGUCACUGCUAUGCAUUGAGUCUCAAGAUGUUCGCCGCAUAGGUAUAUGGGGUGCGGUUGGUAUAGGAAAAACAGCCGUUUCUGAAGAAAUCUUCCAUAGAAUCUCUGUCCAAUAUGAGACUUGUGUCUUCCUCAAGGAUCUCCAUAAAGAAGUCGAGCUAAAAGGGUACGAUGCUGUGAGGGAGGAACUAUUGUCUAAACUUUUAGAGGUAGAACCAGAUGUCGUACGUACUUCAAACAUUAAAACGAGUUUCUUGAGGAACAGGCUUCAGCGUAAAAGGGUCCUCGUAGUUCUCGACGAUGUGAAAGAUUUCAGGGAUGUUGAAACAUUUGUGGGGACGCUUAUCUAUUUUGGUCCAAGAAGCAGAAUAAUCAUAACGUCUAGGAACAGACAUGUUUUUGUACUAUGCAAAACCGAUCAUGUCUAUGAGGUCAAGCCAUUAGAAUUUCCCAACUCUCUACAUCUUCUGAACCCCGGAAUAUUUCAGAGUGGUCUGUCACCCGAGCUUUACAAGACAUUGUCACUUGAGCUGGUCAAAUUCUCAAAUGGAAAUCCUCAGGUUCUUCAGUUCUUAAGCAGAUCCAGCAGAGAAUGGAAAAGUUUAUCACAAGAAAUUCAGAAAUCUUCUGCCAUUUACAUUCCAGGUAUAUUCGAAAGAAGCUGUUGUGGGCUUGAUGAAAACGAAAAGAGUAUAUUUUUAGACAUUGCAUGUUUCUUUAGAAAGAUGGAUAAAGACGACGUUGCAAUGUUGCUUGAUGGAUGUGGUUUCUCUGCACAUAUUGGAUUUAAAAACCUUGUUGACAAAUCACUGUUAACCAUAUCACACAAUACGGUGGACAUGCUCUGGUUCCUCCAGGCAACAGGCCGAGAAAUUGUUCGCCAAGAAUCUAUUGACAGGCCAGGGGACCGCAGCAGGUUGUGGAAUGCUGAAGAUAUUAGAGACGUAUUCCUAGACAACACUGGCACGUCAGCUAUUGAAGGGCUUUUCCUGGACAUGUCGCAGCUGAAAUUCGAUGCAAGUCCCAAUGUAUUCGACAAAAUGUGUAACCUUAGACUGUUAAAGUUUUAUUUCUCCGAGUUGAUAGAGAACCAUGGAGUGUCUUUACCUCAAGGUCUUGAAUACUUGCCGACCAAGCUAAGGCUUCUGCACUGGGAAUACUAUCCUAUAAGCUCUUUGCCGCAAUGUUUUGAUCCAAAGAACCUCAUAGAGCUUAACAUGCCAAAUAGUUGUGUGAAGAAACUUUGGAAAGACAAAAAGAGUCUGGAAAACCUUAAAAAGAUGAGACUGAGCUACUCCUACCAGUUAACAAAGCUUCCAAGACUUACAAGUGCGCAAAACCUCGAGCUUCUUGAUCUUGAAGGUUGUAAGAGUUUGGUGAGCAUUAGCCACUCUAUCUGUUAUCUUAAAAAGCUUGUUUCUCUGAAUCUGAAGGACUGCUCGAAUCUGGAGAGUGUACCAUCUACCAGUGAUUUAGAGUCUCUUGAGGUUUUGAAUCUUUCUGGCUGCUCGAAGCUAGAGAAUUUUCCGGAGAUCUCACCAAAUGUGAAAGAAUUGUACUUGGGUGGGACUGUGAUACAAGAAAUACCAUCAUCGAUCAAGAACUUGGUGCUUCUUGAAAAACUUGACCUGGAAAACAGCAGACGCCUCGUGAUUCUUCCAACGAGCAUAUGCAAGUUAAAGCAUCUCGAAACGCUGAAUCUGUCAGGCUGCUCAAGCCUUGAGAAUUUUCCAGACUUGUCUAGAAAUAUGAAAUGCUUAAAGUAUCUGGAUUUGAGCAGGACGGCCAUUAGAGAGCUACCCUCCUCCAUUUCAUAUCUGACUGCUCUUGAAGAAGUAAGAUUUGUGGGAUGCAAGAGCCUCGUAAGAUUGCCUGACAACGCGUGGAGCCUAAGAUUCAAGGUUGAAUUUCGCCAGAUUGAUACGGAGAAGUUUUCGAAACUGUGGAAUAGAUUUGGAUGGCUCAAAAAAGUUCACAUCUCUUAGUUCCUUCUUCUAUACUCCUUGUAAUUGACACAACAAAGAUUGUUUCUGUUCUCUACAAUGUGAAAUAUAUGAGAAGAACUAAGGGCUGAAUCCGCCUAAGUCUGAUUCUUUAUCUGAAUGUAGAGAGUCUGAUAUUCAUUAUGUGAAUAUCUGGUAAAUGUUUGUUAUGUUACUUAUGUUCUUAGCUUCUUAUAUAAUUUCAUGAUAUAUUCGAAUUU
This is a messenger RNA of Brassica oleracea var. oleracea, 3765 nucleotides long. Its product is annotated as probable WRKY transcription factor 19. Gene Ontology annotation, molecular function: ADP binding. Gene Ontology annotation, biological process: defense response; signal transduction. The record is from RefSeq and is a predicted model, not a curated record. Lineage: Eukaryota; Viridiplantae; Streptophyta; Magnoliopsida; Brassicales; Brassicaceae. Bases 149 to 3547 code for a protein of 1132 amino acids. The transcript is spliced from 5 exons.